CGUAGACAUGGACUGUGUAGACGCGGCUGUUAGGGAGACAGAAGAGUCCCUUCAGGCACAGUGACAUUCUCUUUGCUUUUUCUCAAAUUAUCUUCAUUGAUACACGCCGGAUGCUGAUUUCAUUUGCCUUCAGCUGAAGAGCCAUAUCUCCGCCAAGCAACAGGAGGAAGAAAAAAGAACGUAGGGAGCAAGAAGGGCUCGUGAAUCGGUGGAGGAGCGAAGGUUGCUGGGCUAGGGGCAAGCUUCAUUUUGCAACAGACUUGAAAGAAAUCAAACUGGUAACACCAUGGGGGGAGUAGUGGUGGACGACGGACCUACUGGGGUGAAGGCACCAGACGGUGGCUGGGGCUGGGCAGUGUUGGCCGGCUGCUUCGUCAUCACUGGAUUCUCCUAUGCGUUCCCCAAGGCUGUCAGCGUCUUCUUCAAGGAGCUGAUAAAAGAGUUCCACGUGGGUUACAGCGACACGGCCUGGGUAUCAUCCAUACUGCUCGCCAUGCUCUACGGCACAGGGCCUCUCUGCAGUGUGAUGGUGAACAAGUUUGGCUGUAGACCUGUGAUGAUGGUUGGAGGGCUCUUCGCCUCACUGGGAAUGGUUCUGGCUUCCUUUGCAACCAGCAUUGUGCACAUCUACCUUUGUGUUGGCGUUGUUACAGGUUUGGGCCUUGCAUUGAACUUCCAGCCAUCCCUGAUAAUGCUCAAUCGCUACUUCAGCGAGAAACGACCUUUAGCCAACGGCCUGGCGGCAGCAGGCAGCCCCGUGGCGCUGUGCUGUCUCUCCCCACUGGGACAAAUCCUUCAGUACCAAUAUGGCUGGAGGGGCGGGUUCCUCAUCCUGGGAGGAAUACUGCUCAACUGCUGUGCCUGCGCAGCCCUCAUGAGGCCCCUUUUGCCGCCAAAGAAACACAGAAAGCUGGAGGAUGGUCUCUUCACAGCCAUAGACAAGGAGAAGAAGCCCCAACCCAAGAAGAAACUGCUGGACUUCAGUGUGUUCAGAGACAGAGGAUUUGUCAUUUAUACUGUUGCUGCCUCUAUUAUGGUGCUGGGCUUGUUUGUGCCGCCUGUCUUUGUGGUCAACUAUGCCAAAGGACUCGGCUAUGAGGACACUACUUCUGCACUGCUGCUCACCAUCUUGGGAUUUGUAGAUAUGUUCGCCCGUCCUCUUUCAGGGAUCGUUGCAGGCAUGAAGUGGGUACGGCCAAGGUGCGUCUACUUGUUCAGUUUUGCUAUGAUCUUCAACGGGUGCACCGAUCUCGUUGGCUCACAGGCAAACACCUAUGCAGGUCUGGUGGUCUUCUGCAUCUUCUUUGGCAUGUCUUACGGCAUGGUGGGAGCACUCCAGUUCGAGGUCCUCAUGGCUAUCGUGGGGACAGAAAAGUUUUCCAGUGCGAUUGGUCUUGUGCUGCUGAUGGAAGCAAUGGCUGUGCUAGUGGGCCCUCCUGGAGCAGGUCGGCUCCUGGAUGCCACACACCAGUACAUGUACGUAUUCCUGCUGGCGGGCUGUGAGGUCACGCUGUCCGCCAUUGUGAUAGCCGUCGGCAACUUCCUGUGCAUCAAAAUGAAACCGGAAGACCCGGCUCAGAUGGAAAUGGCCGCGUCGGCUGCCGAGAAAGAGGGCCGCAACACGGAGCUGAGCGAAGGAGGGGAGCAGAUGGGAAAGGAGAACGGGAAAGUGGGUGAUUUGCAUUUGCAAGGGGAGGUAGGGAAGGAAAUGGAGAAAGAAGGUCGGGAGGAAAUGAAUGAAGGAUCUCCAUGAAGACAUCAUGAGGACAAAAAGCACCACAGGUUGAUGUAUUUAGUAUUGGGUGCUGGGAAGGCGAAUCAUUGUUAGUGUGGACUUCAGACACUUCAGUCACUUUAGUUUAAAUGUUUUAGCUUGUAUCAGCUGCUGCUCUCACCUGAGGAGCUUCUUACUACUCCUCCCAUUGGACCAACCAGAUGAUCUUCCGGCUAAAAACAUCCCCUUCACAUCAGAAACACAAAACUUGUCAGAUGCAAUCUUGUCCAAAGUUGGCAAAAGUCAAGAGUAAAAAUUCCCAUUGAUAUGGCAUUACCUAGCAUCCCCCGAGCCAAGACGCUCUGCUGUUUACUGGCUACGCUGCAACUUCACAUGAACUUUCUAAUAAUAGCUGAUGCAUUUUCUUUCAUGUGACUUACUGUAAGCACAGUGUGGUGAUUUGUGUACUUUCACGCAGAGCUGUGUUCUGUGCAAAACCAACAUGUAUGCACUACGUCUACUUAUUUAUUACACUGUCCAACACGAGUGUGAAUCUAACUUAUCAGUACGUAGCAAAUGUGAUUAGGCUAUUUUUGGCAAAGGUAAUGUGACAGUAUAUCAUUCUUGCACUAUAUUCUAAUAAAUAAAUGAUUCUAAAAAUACAUUUGGGUGCGUCUGCGGCAUUUAGGAAGUGUUUCACCCACAUGGAAUAUGACGAGUGUGACAUUUGUCUCGUUUAUGGUAACUACACAGUACGGAAUAUUAGGGCCACAUUGAAUCUGCGUUUUUAAGAAUAAAGUCGUAAAUUUACAACAUUUUUUUUCUCGUUAAUAAAGUCGCAAAUUUAUGAGAAUACAGUCAUAAAUUUACGAGACUAAAGUCGGGACUAAAAUUUCGUAAAUAGUCAUAAAUUGUCGUAAAUUUACAAGAAAAGUCAUAAAUUUACUUUUUGUUCAUAAUUAGUCAUAAAUUGUGGUAACUUUACGAGAAGUAGUAGUAAAUUUACAAUUUUUUUCCCGUAAAUAAAGCCGCAAAUUUAUGAGAAUACAGUCGUAAAUUGAAAACUUUUUUCUUGUGAAUAAAGGCGGAAAUUGACCUAAAUUUAAGAAUAAAGUCGUAAAUUUACAACAUUUUUUCUCGUUAAUAAAGUCGCAAAUUUAUGAGAAUACAGUCAUAAAUUUACGAGACUAAAGUCGUAAAUGUACUACUUUUUUUCUUGUAAAUAAAGGCGGAAAUAGUAGGAAAUUUAACAAAAAGUCGUAAAUUUACAACAUUUUUUCUAGUAAAUACUCGUAAAUUAUCGUAAAUUUCCGAGAAUAAAGUCGUAAGUGUAACAAAAAAUUUCGUAAAUAGUCAUAAAUUGUCGUAAAUUUACAAGAAAAGUCGUAAAGCCGCAAAUUUAUGAGAAUACAGUCGUAAAUUGAAAACUUUUUUCUUGUGAAUAAAGGCGGAAAUUGACCUAAAUUUAAGAAUAAAGUCGUAAAUUUACAACAUUUUUUCUCGUUAAUAAAGUCGCAAAUUUAUGAGAAUACAGUCAUAAAUUUACGAGACUAAAGUCGUAAAUGUACUACUUUUUUUCUUGUAAAUAAAGGCGGAAAUAGUAGGAAAUUUAACAAAAAGUCGUAAAUUUACAACAUUUUUUCUAGUAAAUACUCGUAAAUUAUCGUAAAUUUCCGAGAAUAAAGUCGUAAGUGUAACAAAAAAUUUCGUAAAUAGUCAUAAAUUGUCGUAAAUUUACAAGAAAAGUCGUAAAGCCGCAAAUUUAUGAGAAUACAGUCGUAAAUUGAAAACUUUUUUCUUGUGAAUAAAGGCGGAAAUUGACCUAAAUUUAAGAAUAAAGUCGUAAAUUUACGCGAAUAGUUGUAAAUUUAGUACUUUUUACGUUAAUAAAUUUAUAAAUUGUUGUAAAUUUACAACUUUAUCCUUGUGAAUGAAGGCGAAAUUUUUCGUAAAUUUAUGAAUGAAGUCGUAAAUUUACAAGAAUAAAGUUGUAAGUGUACAACUUCUUUUCUUGUAAAUAGAGUCAUAAAUGUAUAACUUUUUUCUCGUAAAUACAGUGGUAAAUUGUCGUAAAUUUAAAAACAAAGUAAAUUUACAACUUGUUUCUUGAAAUAAAGCCAUAAAUUUGAGGAUACAAUCGUAAAUUUCCGAGAAUAGUUGCAAAUUUACAACUUUUUUUUCCUCAUAAAUAAAGUCGUAAAUUUAUGAGGUCAUAAGAAAGAAAAAACGUCGUAAAUUUAAGAAGUCGUACAUGUAUAACUUUUUUUUCUCAUAGUCGUAAAUUUACGAGAAAUAAGAGUUGUAAAUUUACAAGAAAAACGUCAGAAAUGUACAACUUUUUCACUGAAAUAAAGUCAGAAAUUGCUGUAAAUUUAUGAGAAGUUGUAAAUUUACGAGAAAAAAAGGUGUUGCGUGACCUUUGGCCUUGGGUAAAGUUGAUAAAAGUCCCCCUCCUUUUGAAAAUAUGAGAUUACGAGAAUAAAGUCGUACAUUUACAAGAAUAAAGUCGUACGUUUAAAACUUUUUUCUCAAAGUCAUAAAUUGUCUAAAGACGUAAAUUUACGAAAAAAAAAAAAAAACAACUUGUAACUUUGUAACUUUUGAGACAUCUGACAAAAGGGGGGACUUAUGUGACCUUUGGCCUUGGGCAUGUGGAGGGGGCGGGGUAAGGAAGGGCUAGCUAGACAUGCUAAUCUAUUUGUGCUCAACUGCUCUGUUUCGCUGCCACGUUGUAAAUAAAAGCUUGCCUCAAGCAAGAGCAAGUUUCCUUCCUUCCUGAAAAGCUCUAUUUUCCCCCUACACGUAGUAUUACCAUUUUAAUCUCGUAAAUGUACAACUUUAUUCUCGUGAUGUGUUCAUAAAACACACAAUGUCAUCUCCUAAGUACUACUGCUAACCUCAGCUCAUUAUGUGGGCUAAAGCCAAUCUCUUCAGACCUCUCCACCACCAUGGGCAAGACCAAAGAGCUAUCAAAGGACCUCGGGGACAAGACCGGAACGGGCUACGAGCUCAUCAGCAAGAAGCUCGGUGAGAAAGAGACCAUUACUGGCGCAAUAAUGAAUACAGCUCACCGCUUCCCUGUUCAAACAUUGCACCCUCACUCUCGUGCUUGAGGUGACAAAGAAAACGAUUAGUGUGGACUUCCAUCAGUUGUGUUGUCAUUGACUAAUACAGUACUUACAUUUGUUUGAUGACCUGAAACAUUCAAGUGUGACAAACAAAGGCUCUUCCGCGUUACACAUCUCACGGAUUGUGAUGUUUUUGUGUUGAUAUAAAAUACUGUGGCUUGA
This is a messenger RNA of Dunckerocampus dactyliophorus (ringed pipefish), 5004 nucleotides long. RefSeq names its product monocarboxylate transporter 4-like. The record is from RefSeq and is a predicted model, not a curated record. The transcript is spliced from 7 exons. Lineage: Eukaryota; Metazoa; Chordata; Actinopteri; Syngnathiformes; Syngnathidae. Gene Ontology annotation, molecular function: monocarboxylic acid transmembrane transporter activity. Bases 287 to 1753 code for a protein of 488 amino acids. Gene Ontology annotation, biological process: transmembrane transport; monocarboxylic acid transport. Gene Ontology annotation, cellular component: membrane.